This is a messenger RNA of Formica exsecta, 3869 nucleotides long. RefSeq names its product mucin-5AC-like. NCBI's taxonomy places the organism in Eukaryota, Metazoa, Arthropoda, Insecta, Hymenoptera, Formicidae. The transcript is spliced from 2 exons. Gene Ontology annotation, biological process: regulation of DNA-templated transcription; cell differentiation; anatomical structure morphogenesis. Bases 1201 to 2712 code for a protein of 503 amino acids. The record is from RefSeq and is a predicted model, not a curated record. Gene Ontology annotation, molecular function: RNA polymerase II cis-regulatory region sequence-specific DNA binding; DNA-binding transcription factor activity, RNA polymerase II-specific.
UAUUAAUGUUACUUUAUAUAUAUGUGUAUAUAUAUAUCCGGAUGUUGAUGAUAUACAAGACAGUAACAUUUUUUUCUUGUUAUUGAAUCUCGCCUUUCAUAAAGAUAGGAUUCACUGGGAAGAGAGAUAAAAAGAUAGAAAAUAUAAAUAGAAAAUGUAGAUAGAAAUGUGUGGUGUCGAAGAUGGAAAACUGCGACCGUGUUUGACACUGACAGUUGUCGAUUAGCAAUUGAGUUUAAAGAUACGCACAGGCAAAUAAACAACGUACUCUCAUAAAUACGUGCGUACGGCGCGGCGUACCGCGGCUGAGUGAGCGUAGUGUAAGCGCGUAAGCGCGGCGAACGAGCCGUGGCAGAUGAAGUGGAGCGGGUGGGGAUGACAGACAGACGCAGAUUGGUCUGCGCGUUGCGUUCGCGGUAAAAGUGGGGAUACUACUCACAGCUGAGCGCUCUAUAGAGUCGGGGAGCUGCACGUUUCAGUCAGUAGCACAUGAGCGCUCGUGGAGUGAGUAUCCGAGAUAUUUCGUUACCCGAACGGGCGAGGAUGUCAAUUCGUGAUCGACGAGCGACUGUGAGAGGAUCGUCUAACGUCUAAGUCUAAACGCGCGUGCACGUCAUCGAUAUCCGGUAUCGAGCCGGGAAAAAGCGUAUACGCUCGACGUGAGCGAUAGAAGAAUACGAUUGACACGCACCGUAAUCACGUCGUUGCUCUGCGAGCACGUGGAUGCGGAAUACGUGCCGUCGCGUCUCUCCCGUUUUCGGACAAGAUCCGCAAGCGAAGAGGCGUUCUACGCAGUGAUCGGAGAAAUAGCUACGCGCUGAAUCGCGCGCUGUUCAUCAUCCACAGUCGAGUCGCGUUCACGAGAGAAGAAGCAUCGUAUAUCGCCCUUCCGUAAUUUUCGCCCGACAGUCAAUAUAUAAGCAAAGUAGCUGUUUAGAUACGGAUCUAAAGUUUUGUCUGGAGAAACGAGCACUCGUUUUCGAGUUGUGCAAUUAUCUCGCCGCAGCGAGAUAUCGGAUUUAUUCCGACGUACGGAAAUACGUCGACGGUGUUGAUCGACAAGCGAUCGAGGAUACACAAGAGUAGUCUUCACGUUCGUUGGCAAAGCGUACGGAUUGUGAUGCGAGUCGUCGAUUUCAUCAGAUUUGUAAUUUAAUUGAAGUGAAGUGCACGUGGAGUUUUUUUCGAAGCGGCCCGAAAAUGGUGCCUACGCAACAGGAUAGUCCCUCGAACUCGGGGAUACCCAUCGUAUUCGGAUCUUUACUGGUUGACCAAAAUUCGCCGACGCCUUACUCAGAUGCGACUCAGACUAAGAAAAACAAUCCGAACCGGAUCAAAAGGCCUAUGAACGCAUUCAUGGUCUGGUCGCAAAUGGAACGCAGAAAGAUCUGCGAGGUACAGCCGGAUAUGCAUAAUGCCGAGAUCAGCAAGAAAUUAGGAAAAAAAUGGAAGCUGUUAUCGGAAGAAGCUAGGCAGCCUUUCAGAGACGAGGCCGAACGGCUGAGGCAGCUUCAUCAAAAACAAUAUCCAAACUACAAGUACCGACCUAGGAAGAAGACCUCGAAACCCGCGGAAGUCUCCAAGACAAAGGAGAGAAAGAGACCGCGGAAAUCAGCGUCAUUAUCGUUGCCGUUGUCGUCACCAUCGCCAUCGGCAUCAUUGUCGCCGUCACCAUCGCCGUCGCCAUCAUCGUCGUCGUCAUUGUCGACGCCAUCAAACAGCCCGAUGGUGCAUCAUACUUCAUACGUGGCCACUUCCCCGAUGUCGCCGCCUUCAGCGGCACCCGCCGCUAGUCACGCUACCAGAACGAGAAACGAUAACAAUAACAACAAUACCCAGCAGCAGACCUUGAAGAAGCCGAUGAAGAGGUUGCAGACUCUGCCGAGCGGCAAAUCGGUGUCCAGGUUGAACUCCAAACAAGUCCGACUGACUCUGGAAACUCUGGAGACACCGCGCAAUACACUGCAUUCUGAUGUGGAUUACACCUCGGCGCCACCCAUAGUGACCGCUAAAGUGCCCACCAGCCCGACCUGCGACACCCCGGAUUCGCCCGAGUCCGCCACUUUCUACGACGAUAACUACUCCUCGGAAUCUGCUCCCACGGUUCACGCAAUCUACAAUGCCAUCCCCAUCAAGAUUAAGCAGGAACCGAAGGUCGAAAUGGAUAACACAAACGAUUUCGCCAGCAAGAAUGUUUUGCCGGACAUAGCGUCGGUGAUGCGAACGAACAAUCGCGGAUAUUGCCGCGCGAACUCGACUUCUAGCGUUCGGCAAUCGGCGACGAGUUUCCACAUCAAGGAGGAGAAGCUGAAGGAGACGAUUUUCGGCAUGAAGCGGGAAACGAGUCCGUUCAGGACGUGGUCGCAACCUAUGCUAAUGGACGCGGCCGUUCCGUCCAACGCGGCGUUACUUACGUCGCAAUCGCCCGUCAUGUCGUCCAUCCCUACGACCACGACGACUGGCACUACGGGAGUUCUCCUUGCCGAUGACUCUUUGCUCACCGACGACUUUAGCAACAUUGGUUGCCCGGUUAAACUCGAAGAAUUGAUAAUUAACGCCGAAUUGUCCGACGACCUGUCCGAACUGGCUGAUCUGACGACGAGCAUGGAGGAGAUGGAGGACAUGAAGGACGUGGAUUUCACGUCUAGCACAUCUGAUAUCAUGGCCAUACUUCUCAAUCAUAGUGACGAUUGGACCUCGCCAAGCUUUUGAAAAAUCAAAAGAAAGAAAAAGAGUAACAAAUAAGGAAUGGACGUCGUUAUUCAUCUUCGGUUUGUAUGCAAUGCUUUUUUCAUGAAGGGGGAUCGUUAGCGUGUUUGUCAACCGCGGGUUGCUGUCCUCAAGAUGGACGAGUCUUCUCCGUGAACAGGAAGAGAAGUUUGUUUCCGUGAAUCCCCGCGAGCAUCUCGCGUACCAAUCGAUUCGAAGAUCUCGGUUGAACGUGUUGGCGAGGACACGAUAACGCGAUUUAUCGCGACUGUUAUCGUCGAGCUUUUUUUCCCCUACGCAAAUCACACAUGCUCGACUUUCGACAGACGACCGAAUGUAUCGUCAUUCGCCAUCGCGUGUCUUCGUCUUUUGUACUUGGCGCUCGAGAAGAUAUUGCUUCUCGAAAAUGUACGCCUCCACGAUUUUUUUCUCGAAUUGACGCGCGUCGUGGCUUUCGUGUCGCUUUUGUAUUUAAUGCAGGCGAGUGUUCGCGAGACCGAUCAUUAUAUUGAGUCGGGAUGUCCCUUCGAGGGGAAAGAGAUACGAUCGUUUGGGUUGCGGUUAACUUCGACCGUAUAAUCUUUGCGGAUAGCGAGAUAUCCGUAGAAUGGAUGAUAAUUAGCAUGUAUAAGCCAUUAAGAUAAAUUCAAGAGAUAGGGCAUGGCCUUGUUUCAUGGUUCUUUUCUUUUCUUGGAGAAAUUUAUGGAAAAUAUUUAGGAUUCUCUUCAUUAUCUCGCUAUGUAUAGGACCGGAAGAGACAAGUUUCAGUCAACGCUCAUAUUUCAAUUUAAUAGAUCUUCGUUUCGCGAACACGCUUUCAACGCCAUGAUUGUAGUGAUAAACAUCUCAGAGAUUUGAUACUUGACAGUGCUGAACCUUUUUUACGAACUAGUCCGCCAAUAUUAAAUUUUUAGAUAUUUAAAGCGAUAUUAGAUGUUUGCAUUGGCUCUUUUCGUAUUUUGAAUAUCAGCAUAGCGCAAAGAUAGCAAAGUUUUUACUUAUUGUUAGCAAAGAACUGGCGAGUCAUCUUCGCGGCGUUAACGGAUAUUGGUCAUUGAAAAAAAGAAGAAGAAAACGAACGACAGCCACGAUGAGUGACAUUUUCGAGAUCCAGAUGUUUUUUUUUGUACAUGUAUUGUAGUAUACUUUUGUAUGAAGAU